AUGGUCAAGCCUACUUACAUCGCUGCAUUUGCUGCUCUCGCCACAGCCAAAGUCGCCCCCAGCGUCCACCGCCACUUGAAAUCCAAUGAGGACGUGGACGUUGUGAUUGAAUUCAAAGGAGGCAAUCAGCGCGCCCUGGAAGACGCCCGUCGUGAGCGGGCUAACUUUAACGAUCGCGGCUCGAGCAUCGCCCAUGUGCGCUCCCUCUUGGAGAGCAACAUGGAGACGUCGCAGCGCGCGGCUAGAGAGCUGUUGUCGUCGCAGCCCAAAGCCUUGACGACCCGUGUCGAGAGCUACUAUAUCAACGGCAACAUGCAUGUGUACGGCGUCAACCGCGACGUGGUGGACGAACUCGCCAAGUUGGACAAUGUGGCUCGCAUUCGUCGUCCGGUCACGGCGCAAGUCAGUUCAGUCACCUCCGAGGACGACGAAUCUGACGUGGGAAUUCCUCAAGGAUGGGCUGACAACAACACAACUUCUGCGAACGAAUGGGGUAUCGACCUCAUCAGCGCCCCUGCGGUGUGGGCUAAUGGCAACCGUGGCGAAGGCAUCGUGGUUGGUAUAAUCGACACUGGUGUCUUGCACACCCACGACGACUUGAAGGGAAACUGGCGAUCCACCUACGGCUGGUUCGAUGCCAUUGAAAAGUCCCCAACCCCUAUCGACAUUGACGGCCAUGGCACCCACAUCGCGGGCUCAGCUGUUGGCCAAAACGGCAUCGGUGUAGCUCCGGGUGCCACGUGGAUAGCUUGCCGCGGGUGCUUGACCCCCGCCUAUUGCGCUGAAGAGGUGCUCAUUGCAUGUGCGCAAUGGAUGAUGUGCCCGACGGAUGCGACGGGCAAAAACCCCAAGUGCGAGUUGGCGCCUGACGUGAUCAACAACAGCUGGGGAGACGAAGUGAAUUCUAAUGCAUACCAAGCCGUCGUGGACGCGUGGCGCGCUGCGGACAUCAUUCCCGUGUUUUGCAACGGCAGCACUGGUUCUAAAUGCUCAACGACGUGGACUCCAGCUGGUUACAAGAAUGUCAUUGCGGUGGGUAACCUGGGCUUCGACGACAAGCUGUCGCCAAAAAGCACUCGCGGACCAAUGGCAGACGGUCGAAUCAAGCCCGAUGUGUCGGCUCCCGGGACUCAAAUUCUUUCAGCGUCGAACACUGGUAAUUCGGAAUACAAGAUCAAGUCGGGCACGUCCAUGGCGACUCCUCACGUCGUUGGUGCCAUUGCCCUCUACUUGUCUGCCAACAAGGGCGCCAAGUACGAUCAAGUGUACAAAGCGUUCACAACCACUGCAGACACUGCCACGUUGACUCCAAACAACCAGAACUGUGGGGGGGUGUCGGAUUCCAAGUACCCCAACAACAACUACGGGUUUGGACGCAUCAACGUCGCUAGUGCAAUUGGUGGUGGAGUCGCCCCCCCUUCCAACACCACCUCUGCCCCAUCGCCGUCAAAGCUCCGCAACACCACCUCUGCCCCGUCGCCGUCAAAGCCCCGCAACACCACCUCUGCCCCAUCGUCGAAGCCCCGCAACACCACCUCUGCCCCAUCGCCGUCGAAGCCCCGCACGUCAAGUCCAUCGAUAUCGGACCCCGCCACCCCGUGCGUCGAGGAAGCCCAGCACAUCAAAUCCUUCGAGCUCCGCAACCAGUACCCGCC
Messenger RNA from Aphanomyces astaci, 1655 nucleotides. RefSeq lists its product as hypothetical. NCBI's taxonomy places the organism in Eukaryota, Oomycota, Saprolegniomycetes, Saprolegniales, Verrucalvaceae. Gene Ontology annotation, biological process: proteolysis. The transcript has a single exon. Gene Ontology annotation, molecular function: serine-type endopeptidase activity. The record is from RefSeq and is a predicted model, not a curated record. The annotation marks the transcript as partial.